Ipomoea nil (Japanese morning glory) is the source of this 788-nucleotide messenger RNA. RefSeq names its product transcription factor bHLH30-like. Lineage: Eukaryota; Viridiplantae; Streptophyta; Magnoliopsida; Solanales; Convolvulaceae. The transcript has 2 exons. The record is from RefSeq and is a predicted model, not a curated record. Bases 1 to 549 code for a protein of 182 amino acids. Gene Ontology annotation, molecular function: DNA-binding transcription factor activity. Gene Ontology annotation, biological process: regulation of DNA-templated transcription.
AUGGAAAUCUCUUGCCGGUUUUUUGCUGUCUUCUAUGUUGUUAGAGAGGAACAAGAAAACAUCCUUUUUGAUACAUUAGGAUUUAGCUUCGUUACUGGCAGAGGUGAUACAGCAUGUGAAGGAGCUGAAGAGACAGACGUCAGUGAUCGCCGAGACGACGCCGGUGCCGACGAGCUAACCGUCGACAACGUCUCCGGCGAGGUGGGCAACAAUAAACUAUUGAUAAGAGCGACGCUGUGCUGCGACGACCGAUCGGACCUCUUGCCGGACCUCAUCAAGAGCCUGAAGGGUCUCCGAUUGAAAGCAUUGCGGGCCGAAAUCACCACCCUCGGCGGCCGCAUGAGGAACGUGCUGUUCAUCACCCGCGACGACGACCGCUGCGGCGGCGGCGAAUCCGACGGCGACGACAAGUCGUUGCAGUCCAUAAGCUCCGUGGAAGACGCGCUGAGGGCGGUGAUGGAGAGAUCAAACGGCGGGGAAGACCAGUCAGGGAGUGUGAAGAGACAAAGAACUAAUAAUAUUAACAUAUUUCAACAACACCACAAAUAAUCUCAUUCAUGAAGGGAUCGUGAUUUACAUUAUUUCAUAUGUUUUGUCGGGCCAGGAAGUGGGGCCUUUGCAGUUGGGGAUUCAACCUUUCGGGACGUUUGGUUAGUUGAAAUUUCAUCACCACUAAGGAGAUUGUUAUAAGCCAAGUUAGUGGUGAGUGUUUAAUGUUUAAUUUAGAGAAUAUUAAUUACAAGCUAAGUUUAAUUUCUUGGUUGUGGGGUUUAUAAUUUAUGAUUAUA